Cyprinus carpio (common carp) is the source of this 2119-nucleotide messenger RNA. Its product is annotated as complement C1q tumor necrosis factor-related protein 4-like. Bases 317 to 1429 code for a protein of 370 amino acids. Gene Ontology annotation, molecular function: protein binding. NCBI's taxonomy places the organism in Eukaryota, Metazoa, Chordata, Actinopteri, Cypriniformes, Cyprinidae. The record is from RefSeq and is a predicted model, not a curated record. The transcript has 3 exons.
CGACAGCUUCCCUAGCCUACAGGAAGCGGGAGAGACUAAUUCUUUAGCUUAAAAUCGUAUCCUAAAUGGCUAGAUAAUCAUCCUGCACGCAAGAAAAUAGACAUGUGACUGUCUAUAAGUGAAAUCGUUUAGUAAAUAAUUGUGUGACUGCUUAAAUUCGAUAAGUUUACGCCUAACGUUAGCUAGCCGUCUCUGGAGCGGUUAGCUCGCGAGCUCACACGCAUGCAGUGCGUGCCUCUUUCACCGUUUAGACUUCGCCGUGUAGAGUUGAGUCUUUCAAAGGCUUACAGACACAGAGGAGCAGGUCAUUACAGAAAUGAAGUUUCUUCAGAUACUUAGACCAGCUUGUGAGACAUUAUGGAGACCAAACAGAUGUGUUUCCUGUUUACUUGGGCUGGUCAUCUAUCUGGGCUCUGUGGCGUCCUUCAACAUCAGCCCAAUGACAACAGGCCUGCGCUCUGCCUUUUCCGCCACACGCAGCAGCAGCAGCAUAUUGGGUGGCACUCAGCGUGCUGUGACUUUUGACCACCUUCUAGUUAACACUGGUGAAGACUUCAAUCCAGAGACGGGCACUUUCCGUUGCCGCCUGCCUGGUGCAUACUACUUCUCAUUCACAGUGGGAAAGUUCCCAAAGAAGAUGCUGUCGGUCAUGCUGGUGAAGAAUGGGAUGGAGGUGCAGGCCAUUGCAUAUGAUGAAUACCAGAACCAGGGCCGCAAGGUUCAGAGCCAGAGCGUGAUGGUUAGCCUGAAACCUAUGGAUACGGUAUAUCUGCUUCUACAAGACAAUCCUCAAUACGCCAUCUACAGCAACGCCGGACCAUACAUCACAUUUAGUGGUUAUCUCGUCUAUCCAGACUCUACAUCCUCUGUUGGAUAUCUCAAUAACCACCUAUCUCCUCCAGGCCCUAAUCUUCCAGGUUGUCCUCCCCCUGUAGAUGCUUAUUAUGAAUGGAUAAAAAGAACAACCAGUGAGGAACCACGUUCUGCAUUUUCAGUGGCAAGAACUACAUCAGCGCUGGGAGAAAGCAGAAUGCGUCGUGAAAGAGAAGCUCUCACGUUUGACGUGGAGUAUGUCAACAUAGGUGGACAUUUUAACAUAACAUCUGGACGUUUUACCUGCCACUUCCCAGGUGCAUAUUACUUUGCAUUUACUGUGGGAAAGCACCCUCAUCGUGCGGUUUCAGUGAAGCUGAUGAUGGGAAGAGGGGAGAUUCGGGCCAUGGUGUUCAAUGAGGACAUGUCACGGCGGAGAGAGAUGCAGAGUCAGAGUUUGUUGUUGUCACUGAAAAGAGGAGACAGUGUCUGGUUGUACAGUCAGCAGGAUGACGGAUAUGCCAUUUUCAGCAACCAUGGACGAUACACGACCUUCUCUGGUUUCCUGGUCUACCCUGAUGGUGAAUCCAGGAACAUAGACAGAACUUUCCCCUGAGAACCAAAGCCAGCAGCAGUACUGAUUAAUUUACAGUUAUGCCUUCAAACUUUUGUUUUUGUACUAAAUAUGUUUGUUUUUGUACCUCUUAACAUACUACUAUUGUUAUGUGCUUCUACGCAUCACAAUCAUAAUGUAAAUAAAUACUGUAUAAUUUUUUUUGAGGGGGAUUUCAUUAAUGACUUAAAAACCCAACGGAAUCCUGCUUUAACAAUUAAUUAUGGGUAUUAACACGCUAUCUAAACCCUGGGUUUAAGUUCUUUUUUGCAUAUUUGCGGUGUCAGUUGUAUUGAUUGGUCGAAUUCAGCAUGUGACCUGUUCACGUAAAAGCUCUAGCUAUCAAGUUUUAUUAUAAAGUGUAAUGCAAAAAGCCCUUACAUAUGGUUAGCAGAUCAUUAGUUAAUGUACGUUAAAUUGGAACUUGAUUCAAAUAUAUUCAUAUUUAAAUGUAAACGAACUACUGAUCUGUUAAGCAUUAUAUCAUUUUUUUUCACUUAUUAAUGAACAUUAUUAUAAAGUUACUAUUUCUUGUAAGUUAUAAUUGUUUAGCAAGUUAUAUUAGUGUGACUGUCUCAUAUAGUUAGAAGAAAAAUCUACAUAGGCACAGUUGAUGCUGAUUUUUUGUUUAAUUGUUUUUACUAUUGUUUAAAAGUAGUACUUUAACAAAUAUUAAAAGUGUUUGAAAUCUUC